Molecule: messenger RNA, 693 nt
Organism: Dioszegia hungarica
Lineage: Eukaryota; Fungi; Basidiomycota; Tremellomycetes; Tremellales; Bulleribasidiaceae
Exons: 5
Coding region: 1-693 (230 amino acids)
Cellular component (GO): cytoplasm
Molecular function (GO): phosphatase activity
Source: RefSeq, a predicted model, not a curated record
AUGCAAGCAGACGCUCCGCCUAACGUCGAGGUAAAGCUCCUCCUCAUCUCUCGACAUUGUCAGGGCAAGCAUAACGCAAUGUAUGAGGAAUACAUCUCCGAAGGUCACGGUUUCAGCGCGUCCGAGUACAAGAUGGAGGAGCAAAGGAUCGCCAGACAUCAGCCGCUGUUCGACCCAUGCCUGUCUCCGAAAGGUCGUGCCCAAGCUACCGAACUGGCCUCGAUUAUACACCAUGAAAUGGCGAGAGGCAUGCCGCAGCCUAUGCACUUUGUCAGUCCUGCUCGGAGGGCGGUGGAGACAUGGGCAGCGGUAUGGGGUGGAGCAGCGGCAGGCAUGGCGGGGGAAAACAUUAUCGCUCGUUCCACGGCCACGGUCAUUGAGGGAUUGCGUGGGAAGAUCCAUGUCCACCUCUGCAACGCUCGUCGCCCGAUCUCAGUGCUUCGCGCCGAAUACCCCCAACUGAUCAUACCGCUAGGAACGGCCGAGAAUGAUCCUUGGUGGCAGCCAGUUCACGACUGUCACUACGAACUCUCGGAUGAAAACACCAUCCUCCGAGCUCUUCAAGCGAGAGAUGCGAGGGAGGAAUACAGAGCAGGAGUUGUACGACAGGGCGGAGGCGGCUCUCGAGCAGAUUAUGAAGCUCAGCAGAGGCGUACAAAUUAUCAGCAUCACAGCCCACUCCUACAGCGCUAA